Dendroctonus ponderosae (mountain pine beetle) is the source of this 4044-nucleotide messenger RNA. RefSeq lists its product as uncharacterized. The record is from RefSeq and is a predicted model, not a curated record. The transcript is spliced from 20 exons. The coding region runs from base 223 to 3981 and encodes 1252 amino acids. Lineage: Eukaryota; Metazoa; Arthropoda; Insecta; Coleoptera; Curculionidae.
ACACUCCUGUUUCAGUGAAAGAAAAAUUUUAUGUCAUGCCGAUUUCGUUCGUCAUAAAUUUUCAGUUAAUUUUUUUAUUGUGAAAAUUACUGAAAAAUUCAUAGUUCGCCCGUAGUGUUUUCUGCAAAGUGUCUGGUGCUGUUAUAUUGAAGAAAGAUAGUUUCUACAAAAUUCCACUUUAGCAUUAAUUUUUUAUUUACAAGCCUAACAUCUGCAUUCAAAAUGCCAAGUGAGCAAAUCUACUUGUUAGAAAUUAUUGUGAAGAAAAUUGAGCUUCAAUCAGACCAGGUCAUAAGCGACACCAAAAGCUUAUCGGUUGGCUUCAAAUUUGCCCAGAUCAUCAACUUUGAGGUCGACACCAUGUAUUUUUCGCAGCCAGAGCUUGAGGAGCCCAAUGGAAGGACGGUUAUGAAGAACUAUGGAAAAACGUACUUGUUCGUAUCCAAGCCCUCGGAUCUGCGUCAACUGCUUGUGAGCGACCCGUACCAAAUAACCCUGUAUGAUGGAAAUAAGACUAUAGGUUUCACAACGGAAUUUUGGAAACGGGAGUUCAGCGAAAUGAUCAAAUUCUUUGAAUCACUUGGAAUUGUUAAAUCUACAGCGGUAGAAGAUAUGUAUGAACUACAAAAUGAUCGGGGUGUUACUACGGCCAAAAUAGAUGUUUUUUUGAGAAUGUCAUGCUUUGGACAAAACCUACAGACAAUGUUUCAAAUAAAACAGGCGGGACAAAAGCAAGAGUUCAUAUUUAGGCAAAGGAAUACAUCUAGAACUUUUAAAGUUGAGAAGCAUGCUGACGAACGAUGGCAGCCUCUGGUUGCGCCCCUUUAUAGUGCAAUUACCGAUACGAAAAGCAGUCCUGGUUCUCAAGUUAACAUGAAGGAAAAUGUGUCGUUGACUCAACUUUUUGAACGAGACUUUGCAUUGCAAAAGGAUAGUAAUUUCCGAACACCAGACCCAGUUACUUUCGAAGAUGGAAUCCGGCUGGAUUUUCAGGACGAUUUUGAUAAAGUGUCAAUAUGCUUCAGACCAUCGGAAAACAAGUUCUUCGAUUUACUGGACCUUAUCAGUGCUGAUGUAAAAACUAAAGAUACGCACACUGAGGUAACAUUUCAAAGAAAAAAAGUGGACCGUGUGAAUUCAUUUCUAAAGUCCGUUGGAGGUGAUCUCAAGUUAAGUCCAAACAUUGUCAUCGAGGAAGAUGAAAACGUGCUUGAAAUGACCGCCGAUAAAAUUGCGAAAAAGCUUUGCGGAAACAAGGAUUGUCCCGCCGUGAAAAAGUUCAAGGAAUAUGGAAUAGGCCCUUUAGCUACAGGUAAGAGCCUAGGAACGGUAUAUGGAGAUGUAGAGCCCCCUGUUACGUACGGAAUCAGCCACACUUAUGGCACAAUGCGCGAGUAUGGCCCUUAUGGGGUAUUCUCAAGACCAAAACAGGAGGAACUUCCAUUUAUCGCUCAAAAUGAUCUUGAUUUUACUGUUAAACCCUGCAAGAUUAGAAAGGAGCAGCCGACUUGCGAAAGGAAAACUAAGCAAAAGAAGAAAAAGCACGCGCCUCAAUGGCACAGCAAAAGUUGCCCAUUAUGCCCUGAAAGAUUGCGAGGAGGUGCCGAUACUGGCCUCCAAGCGCAACCUGGGAAUGAGGACGCAAUGCUGAUGACAAACUCGCCGAUGAUCGAGUGCAAAUCGGUGAUGGAUCAAUUCGACAGCAUUUUGGCUGAAUAUAAAAGAGCUUUAGGGCCAUGUGGCCAGGCUACUUGCCCAUACGCGCAAAAUUUGGCUGACGACACUUGCAGGAAAAUGUGCAAUCAACCACCGUCCCCAGUAAAGGAUAGUAGUUCUAUGUCUUGUAAUGGAGACCCGUGUGAUGUUGAAGGAUGUCCGUAUGCGGAAGCUCCAAAGAAAAAAAGAUAUCCAUCAGGCUGUGGAAACCCUAAAUGUGCGUACACCAAGUACAAGUUAGGUCUUCUUGAUGAUGAUGCUGAAAUGGAGCUGAAAUUUUUACCGCCGCCACUAGCAGGUAAUUGUGGAGAUCCGAAUUGCAACUAUCCAUUUGCUGCGCCUUUGCCACCAAUUCACUGGGACUGUCCGGAUCCCCUUCCAAAAGGAACAUGUCGCAACUUGAACUGUCCCUUCCAACCUGCUCCUUUGAAGAAAUUUAAGACGAAGCAACAACUGAAAACUGGGCCCUGUGGAAGCCCAAUGUGCGCCUAUGCUUUACCGCAACCAUGUGGGGCUCCUACUUGCCCCUUCAUUAUGCGUCCUUGUCCCAUGGCCGAGAAACAAAAGCAGAAACCGGCGAGAAAAAAAUGCCCUUCUGAGAGUGAGGAAAAUUUAUGUCAAAACCCAGAGUGUCCGUUUUCGGAGAAAAAUGCUGGCAAUGAGGUUGUUGAUGACAUCAACGAUCCAAAAUUCGAAGGAGAGUUUCAGGAUUGCGGCAAUCCAAAUUGCCCGUUUAAGCAGAGGGAUAAGAAAAAGAAAUCCAAGAAAAAAUUGAAAAAAUCCUCUUGCGGUAACCCGGAGUGCCCGUCUGCUAAACCAGACAAGAGCAAAAAGAAAAUCAAAAGCUGUGAAAUAGGUGAAGAGGACAGCAUAUGCUCUAACCCAGAAUGUCCAGACAAAUCGAAUAAAGAUAAGAAGCAGAAAAACCGAUGUGAAAAAAGUUCAUCUUCUGAGAGUUCAAGCGUAUGUUCCGACCCACAAUGCCCAUUUGCAAGCCCGAAAAAAGGCAGAAAAUCGAAAGAAGAUAAAAGAAGUGAAGACACUUUGAGUGCUGCAUCUUGUCAUAAAAAGGACGAAGAUAGUGUGUGUUCGAACCCUGAAUGUCCAGAACAGAAAGCGAGAACUGAAAUCGACCCUGAUCGAUGUGAUCAACCGGGUUGUCCUUAUUCAACGAAGCCACCAAACCCUGCAAAGUGUUACGAUCCCAACUGUCCAUAUUUGCUACCAUUACCGUCCUGUGGCAUCCCGAAUUGCCCAUAUGAACCUGUUCCUUUAAGAUAUUUAUGCAAAAACCCCAAGUGUCCAUCGAGGCAAGUGGACUUUAAGAGAAAAUCCGGAGAGACAAAGUUUAAUGAAGUCGCAGAAGCAGAAAAAUCUGGCAAAGAAAAUGUGUCAGUUAUAAUGGAAACCACAUUAGUAUGUGAGCAGGAGACACCAUGCGACAACAGCCCAAACGAUUGCGAAAAUCCUGAUUGCGAAAUGAAGGAAUCAACUGAAAAUAAAGAAACAGGACUAGUGAAGCACAAAAAGAAAGGAAGAAGGAAGAAGCGAGGAAAAUUCGUGUAUUCCAUCGGAGAUACCUAUCCGGGAACCAAGCUGGGCCAUAGAGAAUGCGUAACACCCGUUUUCAAUGUCCCACCUCAUAUGGGAUGGUUAUGGAACAUUUUUACACCAAUUCUAAGUUUAAAGCCAAGACGCGGAUGGCGGCCUGGUGCCUUAACGAAAACCAUUGCAGCCCGAAUUCGUGCUCAUCACCAAUCCAAAGGCUUGGGUUUGCUAAAAGUGCCCAAUUUUAAAAAGGAUGGUGGCCAGUUUGAGGAUGCAGAGCUAAAAGUGACGCCAAAACCGACAUUGCAAAUUCAGAAGAAAGAUGGAGUUUAUUGGAUUACAAUGAAUCCUUUAAAAGACCCAUGUACCCUGGUUGAAAACGAAGACCCCUACAUGGAAUGCACCCCUAUGACUUUCAAAAUUUCAAAAAAUAAGAAACCUGAAGAGCAAUUUUGUCUUUGUGAUGGAGACGCUCCAGAUAUAUUAAACUCCGACGCUUCAUCUGAUAGUGAAUUAGAUAUCGAAUUCACGCCCCCCGCUGGAAUAAUACACCCGGAAAGAUUUAAAAAGCGUCCAAAUGUGGUUUGUUGCGAUGCACAGUACGAUCCCAAGGACUUUGAAGUUAAGAAAAAGAAAGACGAUAAAAAAGCAAAAGGUAAAGGGAAAGAUAAAAAGGGCAAAGGAGGCAAAGGCAAGAAAGGAGGCAAAAAGAAGUAAAAAGUAUUGAGUUUAUAUCAAAUGUAGCGCGUUAACUGAAAUUAAAUAUUGUGCCGAAAAAUA